UUCAUUCGUCUUUUGAAUUCUGAACGCAACGGUUCGCUUAGCUCCCGCUACCCGCUCCACACGGCCUGGCCGAAAAGCGCAGUCCAUUGAAGAGUACAAAAAAAGAAACAGUUACAGACUUGUGCAAAAUCUCGGAGAAGAAAUAACAGAUUAAACAAAGUGAUAAGAGAAAGAGACAGUUAACUCCUACACCCGGCUACAAAGACCAGGGGAGAGUGAAAGAGAAAAGUGCAUCGCAAAGAGAGUGCAAAGUGCAAGACUAAUCCUCAACAAAGAAAUGGAUAUGAAUAUGGAUACCCUGCUGCUGCCAUCGCCGCCAGCAACGCCCCCCCUGAGGGAAAAUAAAUUGGAAAAUGUGGUCAAGGACGAGCAACAGGUGAACGAGAACCUGCUGAAGGCCAAGCUGAAACUGGUGGCCCAGAAGAGCCAGAAGAAUGGCGGCGGCAUCAUCACACCCAAUCCCUCGGACACUGAGGAUGAGGCACCCGAAAUGGACGAUGUGCCCAGCAAGAAGCCACGCCUGGAGCAGCCUGCGGUGACCAUGACACCGCCGCCCGACCAGCAGAAAUCCGAGGAAGAGGAUGAGUCCAAGAGCGAUGAUGAGCCCAAACGUGUCAGUGUCAUUAUGCGGGUGAACAGCUCGGGCGCCGUCUCCUCUUCCCAGAAUGAGAACAGCUCCAGCUCCUGCUGCAGCUCCUCCUGCACCACCACAACCACGAGCAGCACAGUCAGCCCAGCCAUGGAGGAUGACUAUCCUGAGGCGAAUGUGUGGCGCAAUCUCAAGUUCAAGAUGAACCGCAAGCGGGCCGCCGAGGUGGCCUUGCCCCAGCCCCCAGCAUCAGUCCAAGCACCAGCUCCAGCACCGACUCCAGAACCAGCGGAAGAGCCGCAAACAGAGAAAACGGAACCCAUUGCCAUUCUGCCAGCCUCCAGCAACAGCAUCUACAUCGCCACACCAGCCUCACCAUCAAUCGCCUGUGCAUCCCAGCUGCUCCUGCUCAGCACAGUAGCCGCCCAGCAGUGCCCCAACCCAUGUCCGGCGUCCAGCCCCAAGGCCGAGUCGCCAGCCGAAAAGCAUCAGCGCAUCACCGCCGCCCAGGCAGCGGCCACCCGCAGCCGCAUCUAUGAGUGCAGCUUCCCGGAGUGCGGCAAGAAUUACUUCAAGAGCAGCCACCUGAAGGCCCAUCAGCGCGUCCACACCGGCGAGCGUCCCUUCGUGUGCAAGUGGGAUAACUGCGACAAGCGUUUCUCCCGCUCCGACGAGCUCUCCCGCCACAAGCGCACCCACACCGGCGAGAAGAAGUUCCAGUGUGGCGUCUGCCAGAAGAAAUUCAUGCGCAGCGAUCACCUCUCCAAGCACGUGAAGCGUCACAACAAGGACAAGGCCAACGGCGUCAAUCGCAACGUCUCUGUGGCUUCCAACUCCUCCUCGGCAGCCUCGGUGUCCGCCCUCUGCGACCCCACGCUGCACCUGAGAGCCAUUGCCCCAGCGGCUGCCGUAUCCAGCUCAGUACAAACAUCGCUGCCAGUCACGCAAUCCUCACCAGCCACGCUUCAGGUGUACAGUGCCCAGGAUUUGUUGCGACUGCAGCAGCAGGCGAGCGGCUUUACCUUCAGCGGAGUGGGAACUCUGCUGCAGGCGCAGCGAUAAAGAGAGACCAGCAGGAGCAACGCCAAACCAAUCUCAUCCCACAACACAGUAUCACCAGCUGGACAGCAGAGAGCGAAAGCGUAGAGAGAGAGCGUGAACGGAGCCCAGCUGGGGUGUAGUUUUAAGCAAUAGAUUUAAGAGCUAGAUCUUGUCAUCGUUUUGUGCAUAUAUCAAGUUAAUAUUCAAUAACCCUUUGCUACGCUUCGAACUGGCGCUGGAUCGCAUGCCGAUCCAUUUCAGUGGAUUAGUGGCGGAGGCAGCGCCACUUCAUUCUUUCCAAGGGCACAGAGCACACACAUGUUAGUUUAGCGAUCUGCUGAUUCUAAUUCUGAUUAUACCUAGUGCAUCUUUAUACACAUAUACGCGUAUAUUUAGCGGCAACAUCUGUGAUAUUUAAGUUUUCUUACCUAUUAACUAUUUUCUAUAUUGUAACAAUACUGUAGUUAUCGCUCGUACUCGUAAUUCUCCUAA
This is a messenger RNA of Drosophila guanche, 2122 nucleotides long. RefSeq names its product Krueppel-like factor luna (gene cbt). Bases 278 to 1651 code for a protein of 457 amino acids. The record is from RefSeq and is a predicted model, not a curated record. The transcript has 2 exons. NCBI's taxonomy places the organism in Eukaryota, Metazoa, Arthropoda, Insecta, Diptera, Drosophilidae. Gene Ontology annotation, biological process: regulation of transcription by RNA polymerase II. Gene Ontology annotation, molecular function: DNA-binding transcription factor activity, RNA polymerase II-specific; RNA polymerase II cis-regulatory region sequence-specific DNA binding.